Messenger RNA from Cladophialophora psammophila CBS 110553, 2307 nucleotides. RefSeq lists its product as uncharacterized. Lineage: Eukaryota; Fungi; Ascomycota; Eurotiomycetes; Chaetothyriales; Herpotrichiellaceae. The record is from RefSeq and is a predicted model, not a curated record. The transcript has 2 exons. Bases 1 to 2307 code for a protein of 768 amino acids.
AUGUCCUCCUCUAUUCUCCCCGAAAAUGAACCACAGAUCCAGCCUCGGAACCCAUUCGCUCGUCCAGGUCCCAUCCCGGACAUUCGGUUAGAAGGCCUUUACCUGGAGAGACCCCCUUCCCUUGUACAAAGAGCCGAAUCGUCUUCGAGUUCAUCGAGCCCAGCAACUACAACCUCAUGCGGACCAAACGACAAUUCAGGCGCCUGUGAGAAGUAUUACGGUUCUGAUGGGUCGAGUACGACUUUGCCAAUUGUUCUGGGAGUGGUCAUUCCUUUAGGGAUCGCGUUGAUCCUGUUGCUAUACCUGCACCGACGCCAUGUAAAACGGUUGAAACAAGAGGAUGCCGAAGAUAAGCACAAAUCACUCGAUUUUGGCCUCCUGGAAUCUAAGCAUCACCCGGGGAAGAAAAAUGGCCGAAAGGGCCCUGAGAUGUUAAUGGCCCAGGAGAAGGAAAGUGGUAGUAGACGUGGUCGGGGCUUGUCGCUUGAUAUGGGUGCUAACAAUCCGUAUCUUCUGCCUCCCGAACUGCAACACUCUAGGGAAUCACUGCACUCCCUCUCUCGUUCCAUAACUGGCGAUGACAAGUAUCGGGCUACCACGUUCAUUCCAGAUGAUGGUUCCAUUCGACCACCGUCAAGUCUCAGAAGCCCAGUGGACGAUUCAUCAAGUUUUACCGGGUCUUCCAGUCGCAGAUUUCCGUUCGACUCGAACCAAAACUUGUUGCGCAAUGCCCAAGAGCCUGGAAAUGGGCCGCCUCCGUCUCAACGCAGUACUCUAGCGGACCAAGCACCGGGGAGCCGUAUACCCGUGCCACCAGGAAACAACAAUAAGUUGCUCCCUCCCGCUCUGCCUGACCCGGUACGUGACUCCGUUGUGAGCACAGCGAGUAGCAACGGCGGAAUGAAUGCCCUGAGAGCCAGUAACAACUAUCUUGGCCAAUUCAUUAGUGGUGGUGGACCAUUUGGAAAAGAAGAUCCGCCCAGUAAGAAAGAGCCUGUAUCGUCUGUGAAGGAGGUACCAGUUGAGACAAUGGUUGUGCAAGUCCAGGCGCCUCCUGCGGCCGUACUCAAGGACGCUCCGCCUUCACGUCUACCGCACACAGUUUCAAUCCCUCAGGACCAGACGUCCACGGUACCCGGCAUCACGUUGAAUCUACCAGAAGAGGAGCGCCAGCCAAGGUUACCCCAGCUAAGCUUCAUCGACUCACAAGGCAACAGGCAACAGACACUGCAACCCGAAGAAGACACUCACAUGCCUCUAGAUGUGUCAAAUCAUACACCUCCCUCCGCUCACGCUUCAAUGGAUAUUCCUCACCCAGAGCACUCGCAAAAUCAAACAUCGCAAGGUCAAACCCAAGUUCAACAGCAAGAAGACGAUUACUACGAUGAAUACGAGGCGUAUAGUGACUACCACGACGAGCAUGGGUAUUAUGGUUACCAGGACUAUGACGAUCACACCGGGUACGAUCCUCGUCGACUCACGAUGGGCCUGCGACCAUUGCCCCCUGACGAUCCCACCGAAAACCCUGAGCAGCGCGCCAACCGUAUCAGGUCUUUUUAUAAAGAAUACUUUGACGACAGCAAACCACAGAACCAUGCUCAAAACAUGCAAUAUUACGAUGGUGCUGAAGGCUAUUACGAGGACAGUUAUGGACCAGAUGCCUAUCAAGAUGGCUACUAUGAUCAAGCGGCAUACCAUCCACCUCGAGGAAUGUCACAAAACGGCACGUAUGGAAGACAUCGCGCCACAGUGUCUAAUGGAAGCUACCAGUCAGGUCCCCGGGCAUUUUCAUCAGCAUCAGGUCGGUACGGUGGGGGAUAUCCUCGCGUGCCGCCGAAGAAGAACUUGCCGCCACCGAAGGCAUUGAACGUCUUACCCACACCUGCAAAACUCAAAGAGGACACAUUCUUGCCCAUUGACUUCGCUCCGCCCAAGAAAAUCCACAAUCAGAGGGCUGGGACUCCCGAUAGUCUUCGAGGAGGAUUGAGACCUUAUUCCCCAGCAGUGAGAGCUCAUGUUCCCCUUGCUUCGUCGUUCGAUGACCUGGCGGUGAUACCCAGCCCACAUCAAUUAAGAAAGUCAUCCACAUUCACAGCUUUGGACUUCGCACCUCCAUCGCGACUUCGAUCAACCGACACCGGAAGUGAGACGGGAAGUAUUCUCAGCAAUCGAUCUGGGAUUUCGGCUCUCCACCUCCACAACAUCCGCACUGGAGCAUACCGAGUCAGUCGAAUACCGAAGAAUGUUGCAGGGACCCGAGACGAGCUUGCGGCAGCUUUGAGGCCACAAUGGGAUCUAAACCGAUGA